Molecule: messenger RNA, 448 nt
Organism: Racocetra persica
Lineage: Eukaryota; Fungi; Glomeromycota; Glomeromycetes; Diversisporales; Gigasporaceae
Source: the annotation of a GenBank genome assembly
UAAUCGUCCAAGUGAUGAUUUUGAUUGCGAAUUUUAUGUCAAUGAGGAUGAAAGCUAUACAACAAGUAAAGAUCAUAGAAAUGCCUUGCUUAAGCUCAUGGAGAUAAGUAAAGUUUGGUUAAACAAUAAGCAAAGACCCUUAGUAUAUAUGGGCAAUUCAAGGACAACAAGAUGGCGACGUGAGGUUUUUUUUAAAAAGGCUGCAUUGCAAAUGCCAACUCUUGAGACUUUUUUUGGAGUAACCCGAGAAAAAAUAUCUGUUAAUAAAGCUUCUAUUAUUGAGUCAUUAGAGGAAUGUGAAUUCGAAGAUAUUGAUGAAAUUGAUGAGAAUGAGGAACAAGAAAAGGAUUCUUUAAAAAAUCGCAAUUGUAGACCUUCAAAAAGAUAUUCAAUAACAAAACUCACCUGUUCUCAAACUACGCCUUCAGGCUAUGUUUUAAUAUCUUAA